ACGCCCAUCUCUAUCUAAACAACACAGCAGUCAGCACAGUCACAUUUUGGGUUGGGAUACAUUACAUUACAUCAAAUUAAUUGUAAUAAACCCGUUUGACUAAAGCAAUACAUCUAAAAACGUAGUGGUUAUAUUCUCUUCACAUACAACUACUAGGUACGUUUUUAUGCUUGAUGAAAAUAGUGUCGAAGAAAUGAAAGAGACAUUAUAUUUAAAGGUUAAGAACUGAAGAAAUAAAUAUUUCAUUAUUGAUUGAUUGAUCUAAGAUUGUGUACCAAUUCAUUACCAGUCGGAGAUGUUAUUUUGCCCAACUUGUGCAAACAUAUUGAUGGUUGAAGAAGCCCCAGAAAGUGGGCUUAGGUACGCCUGUAACACGUGUCCCUACAUAUAUAACAUUAGGAAGAGAGUUAUAUCGCGGACUUUCCCUAAAUUGAAGGAGUUGGACUAUAUUAUGGGCGGUGCAGCCGCUUGGGACAACGUAGACUCUACUGAUGCUGUCUGCCCUAAAUGUGGACAUGGAAGAGCAUUUUUCAUGCAACUUCAGACUCGGUCCGCGGAUGAACCCAUGACAACAUUCUACCGCUGCUGCAACCACAAGUGUGCCCAUAACUGGCGGGAUUAA
This is a messenger RNA of Amyelois transitella, 622 nucleotides long. It is a transcript of the gene Polr3K, whose product is annotated as DNA-directed RNA polymerase III subunit RPC10. Gene Ontology annotation, biological process: DNA-templated transcription; termination of RNA polymerase III transcription. Gene Ontology annotation, molecular function: zinc ion binding; DNA-directed RNA polymerase activity; nucleic acid binding. NCBI's taxonomy places the organism in Eukaryota, Metazoa, Arthropoda, Insecta, Lepidoptera, Pyralidae. Bases 296 to 622 code for a protein of 108 amino acids. The record is from RefSeq and is a predicted model, not a curated record. The transcript is spliced from 2 exons. Gene Ontology annotation, cellular component: RNA polymerase III complex.